AUGCAAGGCUCUCACCUGUCGUGGCUUCUUGCCGCGCUCGUCCCUUUUACCCUUGGCCAGACGAUCGAUGUCGAUGGCGAGGCGGUCCCGGCCGACGAGAGCAAUGUCGCCCCUGCUUGGUCCGAGGCAGUCAGUGCCUCAUCGAAGAACUCCUUCGUCGAUGACACCCCCAAGCUGACCGAUGCUGUGCUUGCCAACCUUACCGACCUGAACUUGAGCGAAGUUGACCUCUUCUACUUCGCCGACACCAAGGCUUCCAAGAAGCGGUCAGCUGCUGUCAACUCCAAGUGCAAGGUCUUCCCUGGUGACAAGGCGUUUCCUGGGGAGUUCAUCUGGAAGGUCUUUGAUCUUCUCACUGGAGGUUCUCUCAUCAAGACUGUUCCCCUUGGUGCCGCCUGCUACAAGGGAGAGCACUACGAUGAAGAGACAUGCAAGUUUCUUUUGGACAACUGGCAUAACUCUACGACACACAUCAAUGAUCCCACGUCGGUGAUGUCGCCUCUCUUCGAGGGCGCUACAUGCGAGCCCAUCAAUGCCGCCUCUGGCUCCAAGUGCACCAUUGGAGGAUUCCCUCUCUACUCCGUCAAGGCCACCAACGUCGCCCAGAUCCAGCUCGCUAUCAACUUUGCCCGCAACCUGAACCUUCGUCUGGUUGUCCACAACACUGGCCACGAUUUCCUUGGCAAAAGCACCGGUGCUGGUGCCCUGAGCAUCUGGACACGCAACCUAAAGGACAUCAAGUUCACCAAGAACUACCGCGGUGCUAGCAGCUAUACUGGCCCUGCCUUCAAGCUUGGUGCCGGCGUUCAAGUCAAGGAGCUGUAUGCGGCCGCUGACCGUGAGGGCUACACUGCUGUUGGUGGAGAAUGUCGCGACGUUGGCGUUACUGGUGGAUAUCUUCCUGGCGGUGGUCACUCUCCCCUCAGCCCUACAGCUGGUCUUGCUGCCGACCAGCUUCUGAGCGCUGAGAUUGUCACACCUGACGGACGCUUCGUCACCGCUGAUGAGAAGCAAAACACUGACCUGUUUUGGGCCAUUCGUGGUGGAGGUGCCGCUACUUGGGGAGUCGUCGUCUCCAUGACCGUGCGAGUCUACCCCAAGAUGUCCUUCGCUGGUAUGACUUGGAGUGUCAACACUAAGGAUGUCGGUAUCUCCGAGUCUGCCCUCUUCAAGGCUCUUGAGGCCUACUGGCGCCGUUUCCCUGAGUACUCUGACAAGAAGAGCUACGGCUACAGCUUCAUCUUCCCUGCCGGCAAUGGCAGCUAUCUCUGGACCAUGAACCCCUGGAUGAUUCCCAAUAUUUCCAUUGCCGACUUCAAGAAGAUCGUCCAGCCCCUUCUUGAUGAAUGGAAGGAACUUGGUGUUGACCCCAAGCCUGAGUUCUUCCAGCACGACACAUUCUACCCUGCCUGGAAGAAGCAUUUCCCUGCCGAGAAUGUUGGUAACUAUAACGGUCGUUCGGGUUCUCGUCUCAUCCCUCGCAAGAACUGGGAUGACCCCAAGCUUCUCACCAAGACCAUCGAUGCUCUCAAGAGCAUUCUUUCUGAGGAUGGUGUCUUGGUCAUCUACAACAUCAACGCAGAGCAGCGCAAAGACACCCCUCCCAACUCUGCCAACCCAGCCUGGCGCGAUGCCAACAUGUUUGUCAUCACUGCUCUGAACUGGGAUGUCAACGACAGUGAGGAGAAGAUUGCAGAGGUCAACAACAAGAUCACUUUCGAUAUCAUGGAGCGACUCAAGGCUGUUACCCCAGGUGGUGGUGGCUACGGUAACGAGGGUGAUGUUAUGGAUCCUGACUUUGGUCAGUCUUACUUCGGAUCAAACUACGCCAAGCUUUACCAGCUGAAGCAGAAAAUCGAUCCUUACGGCGUGUUUUAUGCUCCUACUGCUGUUGGAAGUGAGGACUGGUACAUCGCUGGCUCGCCGGCUUAUGUUACCAAGCAGACCGGCCGACUUUGCCGCAAAAACCCGCCUCCGGAACCUCACACGACGAAUAUCAUUGCUACAAAUUGCCAUAAGAAACCUCGCACCGACGUUGCACAAAACGACACAAAGACAUCAGAUACUACUCUACCUAUGCUGCUCGCCGAGCUGUGGAAACCUCUAGUGCACCCUUUGACGGAAAGAGUGUUUAUCACCGACAAGGGAGAACGCUUCGAGAUCCCUGCCGACCAACUACGAUGGAAGAAUCCACUUGGGAAACGAGUUGUGAUCAUAGACACAGACACGCGGCUCGAUGAUAAGAAGGAGAACACAAUGUUGCAUGACUGCCCCUUGGACUUUCCGUCACUUCCAGGUCGAACUGGAGGUCAUCUGAAUCACUACAUAUACGCUAUGAUCCAUGGUUACGAUUAUCGAUUGGUCCGCGCCGCUGAUUACCCUGACCGUCACGGCACUUGGGUCAAACCCGCAAUUACCAAAGAAGCCCUCAAAACACACGAUUUCGUCAUCUCACUAGACUCCGACGCCGUCUUCACUCAUCUCGACCUCCCUCUGGAGUGGCUCAUGAAUCUAUGGGAUGUUACACCAAAAACCUUAGUGGCUAUGGCCUACGAUCUCGACUGGGAAGGAGAUUAUGACUCGCGAGGCAAUCUCAUUCUCAACACUGGCUUCGUCAUCGCCCAGGCCAGUCAACGUACUCAAGACAUGUUCCAGAGAUGGGAAGAUUGCCCACGAAGCAUCCCAGGAUGUGAACACUGGAACUUCAAGUGGGCGCACGAGCAAAGUGCCUUUUCUCACUACAUCCGGUACGAGUUCAACAGGACUCACGAUGUCAAGAAUAUACCAUGCAAUCACGCGAACGGUAAUGAGUACUCCCUGAAUGGGAAUUGUGAGUGCCAGGGCGUGUUUGUCAGUCACAACUGGAAGCAUAAGCACAAAACACCUGAACUGCUGAGCAGGAGCAUCAUGACGUCGCUGGCUCGCCGCGUGCAUGCCCAGUUCCAUAAUGAUAUCAAAGAUUUGUACAUAGAUGCCUCAAGCCAAACAUAUCCGAUCGAGGGCCUCGGAAUUCAAUAA
Messenger RNA from Fusarium sp. VM40, 3018 nucleotides. The record is from the annotation of a GenBank genome assembly. NCBI's taxonomy places the organism in Eukaryota, Fungi, Ascomycota, Sordariomycetes, Hypocreales, Nectriaceae.